AUGACUGACGAAAUCAACCUAGGUGUGACAUGUGAUAUGCAUGUCCACGUAAGAGAUGGAUCCAUGUGCGAAUUUGUAACUCCAACUAUAAGAGAAGGUGGUGUUUCGGUAGCAUACAUUAUGCCAAAUCUACAACCACCUGUAACAACACUAGAGAGAGUGAUCAGAUACAAGGAGACUUUGGAAAAUAUAGCUCCACAGUCAACAUUUUUAAUGAGCUUUUAUUUAUGUGGGGAUUUAACACCAGAAUUGGUUCACGAAGCGGCCUCAAAAGGCGCAAUUCAAGGUGUUAAAUGCUACCCAGCUGGUGUAACUACCAAUUCCGCAGCAGGUGUUGAUCCAAACGAUUUCAGUGAUUUUUAUCCUAUAUUGAAAGCAAUGGAGGAAGAGAAUCUUAUCUUAAAUUUACACGGUGAAAAACCAUCAAUUAAUAAUGGGUUAGAAGAUGGAAGCGAGGAUAUUCAUGUGUUGAAUGCAGAAGAAUCAUUUCUGCCUGCUUUAAAAAAGCUUCACCAUGAUUUCCCAAAUCUGAAAAUCAUCUUGGAACACUGUACAUCAGAAGCCGCUAUAAAUACAAUUCAUGAUAUCAACAAAGACAUUAAAAAAGUCGAAGACGUCAAAGUAGCAGCAACAAUAACCGCGCAUCACCUAUACUUGACAAUAGAUGAUUGGGCCGGUAACCCGAUCAAUUUUUGUAAACCUGUUGCUAAAUUUCCGAAAGAUAAAAGAGCGUUGGUGAAAGCAGCGGUAUCGGGGAAGCCAUAUUUUUUCUUUGGCACAGACUCAGCACCACAUCCGUUAGGUAGCAAAGCUAGACAUGUUGGUGUUUGCGCCGGAGUCUUUUCCCAGUCACUGGCAAUUCCAUACAUUGCACAAAUAUUUGAACACGAGAAUGCUUUAGAUAAACUGAGGGGAUUUGCAUCAGAAUUUGGGCUCCGAUUUUAUAAUGUUCAAGAGGCACAGUUGAGGUCGAAAGAUGAGGCUAUUCUGUAUAGAAAGGACCAAGUAGUACCGCUGAUUAUCACUAGUAGGGAUGGCAUUGAAAUCGCACCUUUCAAAGCAGGUGAUAAAUUAAACUGGUCGGUCAAGUGGAGGAGCAAGUAG
Molecule: messenger RNA, 1104 nt
Organism: Zygotorulaspora mrakii
Lineage: Eukaryota; Fungi; Ascomycota; Saccharomycetes; Saccharomycetales; Saccharomycetaceae
Gene: URA4
Product: dihydroorotase
Exons: 1
Coding region: 1-1104 (367 amino acids)
Biological process (GO): pyrimidine nucleotide biosynthetic process; 'de novo' pyrimidine nucleobase biosynthetic process
Cellular component (GO): cytoplasm
Molecular function (GO): dihydroorotase activity
Source: RefSeq, a predicted model, not a curated record